CAAGUACUGUUAAAAAGCUUAAAUACCAAGUUUAUUGUGUCUGAAGGCUAUGCCAGGCUGGUUUCAGGGAAGCUUUAAGACUGUGGUGCUGCCAAAAGAAGCAGUCCUGUCUGGCUGCUAUUUCAACUUCCCUGUGUUGGUCGAGAUGUUUGUGGGGCUGUGUAAUGACCCAUAUUAGAAAAAAUAAUUUGUAUUGAAAGUAAUCUAGUAUGUGCUUGCAGAAAUACUUGUACUGGCAUAAGGGAGAUCAUCAGGAAUGUGAGGAAACACAGGAUGGGAGAGAUGGGAUUGUUUCUUUAAACUAGCAGAGCUACCGUAUUCUGAUUUCAAGUACUGUGGAGCUUUAGCAGCUUCCUUUGUAAAAUGCAGAUUUUUUUUUAACAUGGAAGUGAAAUGACUCAGAGUUAGGUGUCACCUCUCUACUGUUUAGGGUGGAAAGCAAGGGAAAAAGAAGCUUGAGAUGCCAAAAGUGAGGGGAUUACAGCCCUGGUGUUUCAGGCAUAGACCAUGUUCCUUGCAGUCGUGGUCCUCUCAAAAACACUGGUGUUAGUAAUUUCCUCUUGUGUCACCUUGUUAAUGUGCACCUCUGGCAGGCUGUGCGUCUCUUUCUGAGACUAGUCCAGAGGAAAGCAUCGUUCGCUGAAGUGAGAGGGGCGGCUGCUCUUGCAUAGCAACAUAUGAUGCUUAGGACCUUUUUUUCCUUGGCCUUGAGUACUGGUGCCCUUACUUGGCGUAGUUGUAGCCACUACAGAUUGACAAGGAGCACCAGAGUCUACAGGAAGAGGAUAAUUUCAUUUGAUACUGUUGAAACAGUAUGUUGUAGUUGUGUUGUUCUGAGGAAUGUGUAGUUUUUCUGUGAAAGUAUGCAGCAUGUAGAAGCUUACUGUUAAAAAGGAGCUGUUUUCCUACAUAUUUCUAUUACCAUUAUUGUUUCUAAAUAAUCUUUAGUAGAGGUUAAUAAAAUUUGAGAUUCUUGCAUAUUAUGAGAAUAUUUACACAGACUAAAAAACUCACCAUCAAUCUAGUCUUUUCAAUUUUUUUUUAAAUAUAAACAUUGUUUGGUUAAGUGGGUGUUGUGUGUCAAGGUUUUACCCAUUACAAUUAAAUGGAAACAAAAGCUGCACAUAGUUGAGUGGUUUUUAUUCAAUAGUUAAGGUUUUCUAUUCAAAGCUCUUUUUCUUUCAAAUGUUGUUAUAUCCAUACUCUUCUUACAAAGAAAAAUAUUUGGGAAAAGGGUAGCAAAUAUAUUUUAGCUGCUGGGGUUGGAUGUAGUAAAUCCAAUGCCUUGUUUGUUAAAAAAAAAAAAAAAGUGGCUACUUUUCACUUUGUCAGUUGUUAGGGAAAAUUCCUAAAACUGUGUGGAACUGACUACAGGAGUUUGAGUUAUGUGGAAGUGACUAUCAGAGUAUGAGAUCUUGUCUUCUGCCUAGAGGUUUUAAAGGUGAAGUAACUAUCUUGUUCUAUAUCCCCAGGAUCUAAAGAUUUGUCUAAAUUGGGAUUUGGAUUUCAGCUAACACCAGUUAAAGUCAGAAAUAUAUAUUAUUUAAGUAUUCAUUUAAAAUCUUGGACUGAAUUUGAAGUUUGUAUUACUUUUUCUGUAGUAGACUUCUGAAUGCCUUCAUUGACCUUUACUAGCUAAUACCAUCUCGCCUUUUGUCUAGACAAAAUCUGAAAUGGUCCGAUACACUACUGUGCUCCUUCAGAGACUCAUGCUUGCUGAUGAUGAGAAGUAAAAACUUAAUCUUAAUAAAGCAUAUAUUUUGUAGAAAUUGGAAAUAUCUUGGUCACAACUAGUGAAUGGAACCUGUAUUGCUGAAAGCACAAAUAGGGAGUUUUGAAAUAAUUGCUUCGUUGGCACCAACUAACAGUUUGAGGAGUAUAUCUACUGAGAAAAAUGGGUCGAUCUAACUCUAGAUCACAUUCUUCAAGAUCAAAAUCCAGAUCUCAGUCCAGCUCUAGGUCAAGAUCCAGAUCACAUUCAAGGAAAAAGAGAUACAGUUCUAGGUCUCGGUCAAGGACGUAUUCACGAUCUCGCAGCAGGGAUCGUGUUUAUUCUAGAGAUUAUCGCAGAGAUUACAGAAAUAAUAGAGGAAUGAGACGUCCCUAUGGUUACAGAGGAAGAGGUAGAGGGUAUUAUCAAGGAGGAGGUGGUAGAUACCAUCGUGGAGGUUAUAGGCCUGUCUGGAACCGAAGACACUCCAGAAGCCCUAGACGUGGCCGUUCACGUUCCAGAAGUCCAAAACGAAGGUCUGUGUCUUCCCAGAGGUCCCGGAGCAGAUCUCGUCGAUCUUACAGAUCUUCCAGGUCCCCGAGGUCCUCUUCAUCUCGUUCUUCAUCCCCAUACAGCAAAUCACCUGUCUCUUCCAAAAGACGUGCGUCUCUGGAAAAGCAGGCAAAGAAAACUGAAGGGGCUCCUUUGCAAGAUAGCCCCUUGAAAAAUAAAUCACAAGAUGAACAGAAAGAUACAUUUGAACAUGACCCAUCAGAGUCUCUUGACGAUUUUAACAAAUCAUCAGCAGCUUCUGGCGACAUUUGGCCUGGCCUUUCAGCAUAUGAUAACAGUCCAAGGUCACCCCACAGUCCUUCUAUUGCCACCCCACCUAGUCAGAGUUCAUCUUGCUCUGAUGCCCCUUUGCUUAGCACAGCCCACUCAGCAAAGGACACACCUCAACAUUCCCAUUCCAUUCAGCAUAGUCCUGAGAGGUCUGGCUCUGGUUCUCUUGGAAAUGGUUCUAGCCGUUAUAGCCCUUCUCAGAAUAGCCCAUUGCAUCAUAUCCCUUCGAGGAGAAGCCCUGCAAAGACAAUCCCAUCACAGAGUGCCCCCCGUGAGGAAGCUCGAGUGCGGUCAUUUUAUCCUGAGGGUGGUGAACAGGAAGCUGCAAAAGGUGGAAAGUUUAUGAAAAGGUACACAGAUGAAGAGUCUAGAGUAUACCUGCUUGAUAGGGGUAAUACCAGGGAGAAGGAGGCCCAGAAGGAGAGAGGAUCAGAAAAAGGGAGGACAGAGGGAGAAAGGGAAUGGGAGGAACAGGAAACUUUAGAUUUUUUCAUUGAUAAAGAGACUGGGAAAGAAAAGUUUAAUGACUCUGAAGGGGAGGACACAGAGGAGACAGAGGAUUACAGACAGUUCAGAAAGUCUGUCCUGGCAGAUCAGGGUAAAAAUUUUCCUACUGCAUCUCACCGGAAUGCUGAGGAGGAAGGAACCAAAUACAAAUCUAAAAUAUCAAUCAAGGGCAAUAGAGAGAGCGAUGGAUUUAGAGAUGAGAAAAGUUAUAAGCUUAAAGAGACUGGCUAUGUAGUGGAAAGGCCUAGUGCAACAAAAGAUAAGCACAAGGAAGAAGACAAGAGUUCUGAGAGACUAAUGAUGAAGAAAGAAACUCAGUCACCUGAGCAGGUAAAGUCUGAAAAGCUCAAAGAACUCUUUGAUUACAGUCCCCCUCUACACAAGAAUCUGGAUGCGAGAGAAAAAUCCACCUUCAGAGAGGAGAGCCCACUUAGGAUCAAAAUGAUAGCCAGUGACUCCCAUCGUCCUGAAGUUAAACUCAAAAUGGCACCAGUACCUCUUGAUGAUUCCAAUAGACCUGCUUCCUUGACUAAAGACAGGCUGCUUGCUAGCACACUUGUUCAUUCCGUCAAGAAGGAGCAAGAGUUCCGAUCCAUCUUUGACCACAUUAAGUUGCCACAGGCCAGCAAAAGCACGUCAGAGUCAUUUAUUCAGCACAUUGUGUCCUUGGUUCAUCAUGUCAAAGAGCAAUACUUCAAGUCAGCUGGAAUGACCCUAAAUGAGAGGUUCACUGCGUAUCAAAAAGCCACUGAAGAACACUGCACCCGACAAAAGAGCCCAGAAAUACAUAGGAGGAUUGACAUCUCUCCAAGUACCCUGAGGAAGCAUACUCGUUUAGCAGGUGAAGAGAGAGUCUUUAAAGAAGAAAGUCAAAAAGGAGAUAAAAAAUUAAGGUGUGAUUCAGCUGAUCUUCGUCAUGACAUUGACCGACGUAGAAAAGAACGAAGUAAAGAGCGAGGAGACUCAAAGGGUUCCAGGGAAUCCAGUGGGUCAAGAAAGCAGGAGAAAACUCCAAAAGAUUACAAGGAUUACAAAUCUUACAAAGAUGACAGUAAACAAAAAAGAGAUCAAGACCGUGCUAGGUCCUCCCCAUCUUCCUCCCCAUCUUCUUCUUCAUCCAGUUCUCGAGAAGAAAAAGAUUGCAAGAAAGAAAGAGAUGAAGAGUUCAAAACCCACCAUGAACAGAAAGAAUACUCUGGUUUUGCAGGAGUCAACAGGCCAAGAGGCACCUUUUUUCGAAUUAGGGGCAGAGGAAGAGCCAGAGGAGUCUUUGCUGGAACAAAUACUGGUCCCAGCAACUCAAAUACUACUUUUCAGAAGAGACCGAAGGAAGAGGAAUGGGAUCCUGAAUAUACCCCAAAAAGCAAGAAAUACUUCUUGCAUGAUGACAGAGAUGAUGGUGUGGAUUAUUGGGCCAAAAGAGGAAGAGGUCGUGGUACUUUCCAGCGUGGCAGAGGGCGUUUUAACUUCAAAAAGUCAGGUAGCAGUCCGAAGUGGACACAUGACAAAUAUCAAGGGGAUGGCAUUGUUGAAGAUGAAGAAGAAACGAUUGAGAAUAAUGAAGAAAAGGACAGACGCAAAGAGGAAAAGGAAUAACCCUGGAAGAAAUUGUAGCUGAAAGAGCAGCUGUUGCACCACCCUCACAACAUUUUUAAUAUGUUUUUUUUGUUGUCAAAUGAAUGUAAGCAUUUUACUUAAAUUUUACUGUUGGAAAGUAGUUUAGGGGGAUUGUUUUUGUUUUAAGCCUUUAGAAAAAAAUCAUGAUAUAGUAAACUAUGUUAAUGAUCGUACAGGUAGAAAGUAAAAUAUUUGUAACAACUUUUAAGAAAUUUUACUGUUUGUUAUAUGCAGUGUAAUUCUGCUUUGUCCAAAUAUAUGGUCAAGUACAACUCUGAAAGUUUUGAUUCUCCCCUAUGUCUGUGUUUUAUUCUGAAGUAAACUUACAGUUCUGCGCACCUGAAAUCUUGGAGCAGCAUUUUUUAUAAACUGAUUACUACUUCUAUGUUGCCUUUUUAUAAGAAUUGUGUUUAAGGGUAGUUACACAGUCAUAGUGUAAGUACAAACAGUUGUGCAAAAUACUGAUUAUAUGUUCACAAGAAUCACGUUCACAUAGUAUCAGCGAUAAACCUGGAUUCUUAUUCCACCCUGCGAGAGUGCAGCAAGCGGUGAAAUUUUCACUCUUCUUUAGUAGCCUAAGAAAUACAUACGUAUAUAAAUACUAA
This is a messenger RNA of Neopelma chrysocephalum (saffron-crested tyrant-manakin), 5283 nucleotides long. It is a transcript of the gene BCLAF1, whose product is annotated as BCL2 associated transcription factor 1. Gene Ontology annotation, biological process: positive regulation of transcription by RNA polymerase II. The record is from RefSeq and is a predicted model, not a curated record. Gene Ontology annotation, cellular component: mediator complex. Gene Ontology annotation, molecular function: transcription coregulator activity; DNA binding. Bases 1895 to 4657 code for a protein of 920 amino acids. NCBI's taxonomy places the organism in Eukaryota, Metazoa, Chordata, Aves, Passeriformes, Pipridae. The transcript is spliced from 13 exons.